Gastrolobium bilobum is the source of this 1822-nucleotide messenger RNA. RefSeq names its product protein TRIGALACTOSYLDIACYLGLYCEROL 2, chloroplastic-like. Gene Ontology annotation, cellular component: chloroplast inner membrane. Bases 225 to 1373 code for a protein of 382 amino acids. The record is from RefSeq and is a predicted model, not a curated record. NCBI's taxonomy places the organism in Eukaryota, Viridiplantae, Streptophyta, Magnoliopsida, Fabales, Fabaceae. Gene Ontology annotation, molecular function: phospholipid binding; lipid carrier activity. The transcript has 7 exons.
AAAUUUUUAUUGGGUUUUUCAGAUUUCUCUGAAAAAAAUUUCAUCCUACAAUUAACUUUACAUGUUUAUGUUUUGUUUUAUCUGGGAUUAGGGUCCUACCUACCUACCCAAACCCAAUAUUGUGCUGUUCUCAAAUCCUUACUUUUUCCAUUUCUGCUAUAAUAUUCACGCUAUGGAAAGAUGAAGUUUCCAUUGUACUUAAGGGCUAGGAGGUUGAUUUGAAGAUGGUUGGAAACCCUGCACUCCAUGUCCCAUCAUUGCCAACUUCUUUUUCUUCAUCUCUGAUUACCCUACAAGGAAAUUCUUUAAGUUGCAUGCCUCUUCCAUUUAAACGCCAGACACAAAUCAACAGGAUAAGAGCUACAUCUGCUGCUGAUGCAGGUCAUGGCCAACAAUCAUCUACUUCAGAAGCAAAGAAUCCACUUGCAGUUGUAUUGGACAUUCCUCGUACUGUUUGGAGGCAAACACUGCGUCCAUUAAGUGAUUUCGGGUUUGGUAGUAGGAGCAUCUGGGAAGGUGGGGUUGGACUGUUUUUAGUAUCUGGUACAGUCCUACUUUUUCUUACUUUGGCUUGGUUGAGGGAUUUCCAAAUAAGAUCCAAAUUCCGGAAGUACACAGCAAUGUUUGAGUUUGCUCAGGCUUGUGGUAUAAGCACUGGAACACCUGUGAGAAUCAGAGGAGUCACUGUUGGCAAUGUCAUUCGCGUGAAUCCUUCCUUGAAAAGUAUUGAGGCAGUUGUUGAGGUUGAUGAUGAUAAAACAAUUAUACCGCGGAAUUCUUUGGUUGAGGUUAACCAGUCAGGUCUUCUUAUGGAAACUAUAAUUGACAUCAGUCCUCGUGAUCCAAUUCCAACACCUUCUGUUGGCCCUCUUGACAAAGACUGUACUAAAGAAGGUCUCAUUGUGUGUGAUCGAGAAAAGAUCAAGGGUUACCAAGGAGUAAGUUUGGAUGCAUUGGUUGGGAUUUUCACCCGUCUCGGGCGAGAUGUGGAGGAAAUUGGUAUCAUCAACAGCUAUUCAUUGGCUGAACGAGUUUUUUCUGUUAUUGAAGAAGCAAAACCACUUCUUACACAGAUGAAAGCCAUGGCUGAAGAUGUUCAACCUUUGUUGGCUGAAGUCCGUGAUAGUUGCCUGUUGAAGGAAGUUGAGAAUUUGACCCGAAGCCUAACCCAAGCUUCUGAUGAUUUGAGAAGGGUACAUUCAUCCAUUAUGACCUCUGAGAACACUGAACUGAUCCAGAAGUCCAUAUACACUCUUAUUUUUACCCUGAAGAACAUUGAGAAUAUUAGCUCUGAUAUUCUGGGUUUCACUGGCGACGAGAUUACAAGGAAAAAUUUGAAAUUACUUAUCAAGAAUCUCAGCAGGUUAUUGUGAGGUCAAAUUCAAAGUGAAGUAGGAUGCAACAGACGUGUUAUCGACUAGGGGAACUGAUUGCUAUGAGGAUGGCUUUGUUUUUUUCCUGCUGAAGUUAUCUGUUCCAUCUGUGUAGUAGCAUCGACUCGUUCUUAAUGGUUGUCACUUGUCACUCCCGGCCUUUUGAAAAGAAUGAUGUUACUGGCUACAUGUUUAUAGCAUUCAAAGUGUUUCUGUUUCAUUGGUUAGGUUUUCGGUUUUAUCCUAUCUAGAAAAUAAUGAGCGUUAUCAAUUCCAUUGAUACAGAGCACUGAGAGCAGUAUGAUAUUGGGAAGUUGUGGAUAUACUAUAUUGUAGAACUUUAUAUUGUGGUGUUUUGUUUUUUUUUCCUUCCUUUGGUUCAAAAAUCAAGUGCAAAAUGGAAAUAGCCGUUGUGAUUGCAAACAGUAUAAUUGCUGUGUUGGUUCACC